Molecule: messenger RNA, 587 nt
Organism: Chara braunii
Lineage: Eukaryota; Viridiplantae; Streptophyta; Charophyceae; Charales; Characeae
Source: the annotation of a GenBank genome assembly
UGCGUGGGUGGUGGCGCGGCAGCGGGGUGGCAGCGGGGUGCGGACUGCGAGAGUGCUGUGCAUGGACUGUGGCGCUGGCUAUGGCGGGAUCUUUGUCACGUUGUUUGGCGGAGGAGGAGCGGGAGGAGGAGCAGGAGGAGGAGAGGGAGGAGGAGCGGGAGGAGCGGGAGGAGGGAUGGGAAAAGGAGCGGGAAAAGGAGGAGCGGGAGCAGGUGCGGGAGAAAGAGCGGGAGGGGAAAUGGGAAGGGGCGCAGGAGCCGCGGGAGGAGGAGCUGGAGAAGGAGGAGCGGCAGGGGAAACGGGGAGGGGGUUAGGAGCGGAAGAAGGAGCACGAGGAGAAACGGGAAGGGGCGGAGGAGGCGAGGGAGGAGGGGCGGUAGAAGGAGCGGGAGGAGGAGCGGGAGAGAAAAUGGGGAGAGAGAGAGAGAGAGAGAGAGAGAGAGAGAGAGAGAGAGAGAGAGAGAGAGAGAGAGAGAGAGAGAGAGUUUUCCAUCGACACACCGGCGAACGGGUAAGUCUCCAACCCCUCGGCUGGCCACACGCUACUUGCAUUAAUAGGAUCAGCAAAAUCAAUCCGCUAGGACAUG